CAAUCAGUAUUAUGGAGUUAUCACAGGCCGCUACGAGCACCCGUUGCCUGCCAUGGUGCACCAAGAACGAUUUCAUAUUUUUUCGCCUAAAUCUCCAAAGGGUUGUUUCACGUGCACGUCCUAGUUCACAAGUAUGGAGGACAUACACGUGGCGCCCUUGGAAGCGGCAAAUGCUACGUCUCCCGAAGAACCUGGCGAGCGGGCUCAGCAGGAAGCGACGUUCUUUUCAGCGCUACGGUACGCCGGUAGUGUUUCUCUCGCGGUCCUGAGCUUCCUCCUUCACGCAGCCGACGUGGCCUCCAGCGUCGCCUUCGCAAUACUGAUGCUAGUGUAUAGAGACGAAGCUCAAGUUGUGGAGGCGAAGCUAGACUUCACGCUGUGGGCAAGUCUUGUGCUGGGGCUGCACUUGCUGGCGGGCGUCCUCGUCAACGUCGCUGCCCUGGCGGAGAGUUACAGCGUGCGCGAGGCUCCUUGCCGGGUCCGCCCAAAGGAGGUCUUGGUCUGCCUCGUUCCUUGGUCACUCUCCUGGUGGGCAAUGUUAAGGCACGUAGGCGUGGCGGCGCGGGGAGAGGUGUCUGUGUCAGUGGUAGAGAGGGCGGCGCACACACGCCUCCUUCAGGCUGUGUUCGAGGCGGCACCGCAGGGCGUCAUCCAGACUUAUUUCCUGAUGAAGAUGUAUGUGUGGUGGGUGCCUCUGCUGAGCGUCUGCAUCUCCGUCGCCAGCGCCACCUUCAGCUACACAUUCUUCGUGAUCUACAAGUACUAUGACAACGUAAGGGAGUUCCCAGUGCCGUGGAAAGUUCUGCUUGUGGCACUUAACGCUUUAUUCACCCAUGGAGGCAGAACGUUCGCCACGGCCAUGCUGGCGUUUGCGCUGCAGCCGUGGAUCGCAGCCCUGUGGAUCUUCUUCAUCGCAGCCUUGAAUCUGGUGCGGUGGAAGUUCAAGACGUGGGAGAACGACAGACUCACUCGGAUCAAGAUCUUAUCUCUCCUCGAGACUUUCUUUGUGGCAACCACCAGACAGAAGACCAUAUACACCACCUUCGUGUAUGUCGUGUUCACCUUCGUGUUCAUGCAGCGGUUCCAUGUCGAAGGUCUUGCCUGGACGGUGUGGGGCAUCACGUUCGGCGCUCUGUUGCUGGGGCUGGCGCUGACGCUCGCCACUUGGAGCAUCUACUUCAGGGCUUACGAGGAGCUCAUCUUACCUGCGGAAUCAGGCCAGAAGCGAAACGCCGAGGAAUAUGAUAUCACCUGAAAGACGGAAGGCAUUUUGAAGGUCUUUGCGUUGAGGAGUGUGCAUGCAGUGGCGUGUUUAGCUGAAAUACAUGCCUAUAUUUCGUUUAUAUGAUUCACGAGUAAUUUGAAAGAAAUUAAGCAAAUCAGCUAAUUUAUCGCAGCAGUGAAAUGGCGUUUUUAUUAUGGAUGUUAUUAGGUGGACUUAGUUAAGCCUGUGAGCCAGCAAAGAACAAACGAAAAUUGUCACUGCUUAAUCAUGUUUUUUCCAGAUGAUACUUCCCGAGGAGGGUCACAGAGACGUGACAGUUUAACUCAAUAAUAACAUGACCUUUCAUAACUUUGAUAUUGACCUUUGAUAACAUCUAUAGUAGCUGAUAACAGAAUUAAUCGUCAAAACAUUCCAAGCUCAUCAUUACCUCGAAUAAUUUUUUGCUUAUAACUUUACAGUUUUUACGUUCAUAUUUAUACUUGUAGCCUAUUUGUGCCCAUUUAAUUUAUUCGUCUUUUUGACCGCUGCCAAAGAGUGAUAACUACAUAACAACAUCCUGUUACCCGCAGAAGACAUGUUAACAACACAAACAAAUAUACUCAUUGAUAGAUACAUAUUUGUAUUCGCACAAGUGGUUAUCAUCAUGAAUAUUAUUAUCAUCAUUAGGGCAGAGCUGUCUCUCUAUGAUAAACAUUUUGUAUGAGUAAUGAAAAUACAUGAUAUAAAAAAAUG
Molecule: messenger RNA, 1957 nt
Organism: Penaeus chinensis
Lineage: Eukaryota; Metazoa; Arthropoda; Malacostraca; Decapoda; Penaeidae
Exons: 5
Coding region: 134-1255 (373 amino acids)
Source: RefSeq, a predicted model, not a curated record